AUCUUCUACACACUCUUUGCGCAAGUUGUGAGAGAGUCACAUUGCUCCUUUGCAAGCUUUUUACUUGCUCCCAACAAUCCAGCGCAUCUCUAAACACAGUCGACAAGAUGUGUGGCAUAUUCGCGUGCCAUCGGCACCCGGAUGUGCAAAAGUUCAAGCCCACUGCCCUCAAGCUUUCAAAAGCGAUUCGCCAUCGAGGACCCGAUUGGAGCGGCAGCUGCAUCUGCAACAACACAAUUCUGUGCCAUGAACGGUUGAGCAUCGUGGGUGUUGAGAGCGGCGCCCAGCCCCUGACCAACGAGGAUGGCAGCAUCAUACUCGCUGUCAACGGCGAGAUCUACAACCACCGAUUGAUCCGAAAGACCCUCAAGAACCCGUACCACUUCAAGACUCACUCCGACUGCGAGGUUGUGAUUCCACUAUACAUGGAAUAUGGUCUGGACGCGCCCAAGUAUCUCGACGGCAUGUUCUCUUUCGUCCUGUACGACAAGAAGCAGGACCGAACAAUAGCCGCGCGCGAUCCAAUCGGCAUCACCACCCUUUAUCAGGGCUGGUCCUCCAAGGAGCCCGGCACCGUCUACUUCGGUUCCGAGCUGAAGUGCCUGCACCCAGUGUGCGACAAGAUCGAGUCCUUUCCUCCGGGCCACGUCUACGACAGCAAGACCGGCGAGAGGACACGGUACUUUGAGCCUAACUGGUGGGACGGCUCUAAGGUGCCGCAAAAACCUGUGGACCUCAAGCUCCUGCGCGAGAAGCUCGAGAAGUCAGUCCGGAAGCGGCUCAUGGCUGAGGUCCCAUACGGCGUCCUGCUGUCCGGUGGCCUCGACUCGAGUCUGGUUGCUUCGAUCGCACAGCGCGAGACACAGCGCCUGAAGAAGGCUGCCCUGGCCGCUAACGGCUCCCAGGAGCAGCAGCAGACCGGCGACGAGGACAGGGGUGAGGGCCUGGUUGGUAUUGAUGAUGAGGACCACUUGUCCACCGUCACGUACCUGCCCCAGCUCAACUCAUUCUCCAUCGGUCUCCCUGGCUCGCCCGACAACGAGGCGGCGCUGAAGGUCGCCAAGUUCCUGGGAACCAAACACCACGUCAUGACUUUCACCAUCGAGGAUGGUCUGAACGCCCUAUCGGAUGUGAUUUACCACUUGGAGACGUACGAUGUGACGACUAUUCGGGCGUCGACGCCAAUGUAUCUGCUGUCACGCAAGAUCAAAGCCAUGGGCAUCAAGAUGGUGCUGAGUGGCGAGGGAAGCGAUGAGAUUUUUGGUGGAUACCUGUACUUUGGCCAUGCGCCUGAUAAGGAGUCCUUCCACGACGAGUGCGUCCGUCGGGUGAAGAACCUGCAUCUUGCCGACUGUCUCCGCGCCAACAAGUCUACCUCGGCAUGGGGUCUUGAGGCCCGUGUGCCUUUCCUAGAUAAGGAGUUCCUCGAGACAUCCAUGGCCAUUGACCCGGCCGACAAGAUGAUCACCAAGGGCCGGAUCGAGAAGUACAUCCUGCGCAAGGCCUUCGACACGGCCGACGAGCCGGGCAACGAGCCUUACCUUCCUGACGAGAUCCUCUGGCGCCAGAAGGAACAGUUUUCGGACGGUGUCGGAUAUGGCUGGAUCGACGCGCUCAAGGACAACGCGGAGCUGCACGUCACGGACGAGAUGAUGAAGAACCCCAAACCAGAGUGGGGCAGCGACAUUCCCGACAGCAAGGAGGCGUACUGGUACAGAUGCAUGUUUGACGAGCACUUCCCGCCCACCUGUGCGGAGACGGUCAUGCGCUGGGUGCCUAAGUGGGUGAAGCAGAGCGAUCCUAGCGGACGUGCGAUUGCUUCUCACAACGCCAAGUACGAGAACGUCGAGUAGGUUGGCCAACUUGUGAGUAACUAUAAGGCAAGGCCGUGGCACCGUCUACCGUCUUGCCAAAGAUCAACAUGUGUGACAAUAUCUCAUAGAAAAGUUUAGUCGGGAGCCGGGUAUGGUAGAACAAUAGAGUAGAUAAUACCAGAUUCAGGGUU
Messenger RNA from Cryphonectria parasitica EP155, 2005 nucleotides. Its product is annotated as regulated by circadian rhythms/ asparagine synthase. Gene Ontology annotation, cellular component: cytosol. Gene Ontology annotation, molecular function: asparagine synthase (glutamine-hydrolyzing) activity. NCBI's taxonomy places the organism in Eukaryota, Fungi, Ascomycota, Sordariomycetes, Diaporthales, Cryphonectriaceae. The record is from RefSeq and is a predicted model, not a curated record. Bases 108 to 1853 code for a protein of 581 amino acids. The transcript is spliced from 9 exons.